Lampris incognitus (smalleye Pacific opah) is the source of this 2448-nucleotide messenger RNA. RefSeq names its product macrophage stimulating 1 (gene mst1). The record is from RefSeq and is a predicted model, not a curated record. Bases 242 to 2374 code for a protein of 710 amino acids. NCBI's taxonomy places the organism in Eukaryota, Metazoa, Chordata, Actinopteri, Lampriformes, Lampridae. Gene Ontology annotation, biological process: proteolysis. Gene Ontology annotation, molecular function: serine-type endopeptidase activity; signaling receptor binding. The transcript is spliced from 18 exons.
GUGAUAUAGCCAGCGUUUUUCACGUGGCUUCUAUAAGUUUGUUAUACCUUUUAUGCAUUGGGUCUUCCGCUCCGCGCGGGCGCCUUGUGGGCUGGGUAACCUAAAGGUGUAUCUUCAGAACAAAGAGAGCAGAAAGAAAGAGAGAGGGAGGAAAACCUAAACGUCAGAGAAACAGGAAUUCAGAGACUGCUUCCUUCUCCUGUUAUACAUACGCCGCUGCAUCCUCCACAGACUAGAAAUAAUGAACCUGUUGCUGUCCUGGCUCCUCCUGACAGCUCGCGCCGCAUGUGUCUCCGGGUAUCGUAGCCCUCUGAAUGACUUCCAGCGGUCGGAGGGAAGGGAGCUGGUUCCUACACCGUGGAACUCUGCUCGAGUCCUCAUGUCGCCCAGCCUGAGUCUGGAGGACUGUGCCACGCGCUGUGCACAUUCACUGGACUGCAGGGCCUUUAACUAUGAGACGCGUCCGUCCAUCACCUGCAAGCAUUUGCCUUGGGUGGGCGACGGGAGCAACGCAGAAGUUAAAAGGAACGUUAACUGUGACCUUUACGAGAAGAAGGUCUAUGUGAGGAAGUGCAUAGUGGGUAAAGGGGAAGACUACCGAGGCAAAGUCUUCAUGACCAGGAGUGGGCAUACUUGCCAACAGUGGUGGUCCAAGUUUCCACAUGAUCACAGGUGGAUUCCUACAGCUACUAACGGCCUGGAGUUGAACUAUUGCAGGAAUCCGGAUGGAGAUCGUAUCGGCCCGUGGUGCUACACCACCGACCCAGAAAGACGCUAUGAAAGCUGCAACAUUCCCCACUGCAAAGAUGAGGUUUGUAUCACAUGCAAUGGAGAGGACUACAGAGGCCAGGUGGACCACACCAUGAGUGGCAGAGAGUGUCAAAGAUGGGACCAGCAGUACCCCCACCAACACAUCUACCAACCUGAAAAGUAUCCAGACAAGAGUUUGGAUGAUAACUACUGUCGUAACCCUGACGCGUCGCCGGUCCCUUGGUGCUACACCACAGACCCUCAGGUGGAGAGAGAGAGCUGCGAGAUCAGCAAGUGCUCUGUGAUCCCAAAGAAGCGGCACCGCUCCAGCUUCACCACCGACUGUUUCCGUGGCCGUGGGGAGGACUACCGGGGCAAAGUGAACGAGACCACGUCGGGGAUCCCCUGUCAGCGCUGGGAUGCCCAGUAUCCCCACGAGCACCCCUUCUACCCAAACACAUACGAAUGCAAGGGCUUGGAGGAGAACUACUGUCGUAACCCAGACGGAUCGGAGGCUCCGUGGUGCUUCACAUCUCUGCCCGAGAUGAGGACCGCUCUCUGCCUGCAGAUCAAACGCUGUGCAGACGACAUCGAAGCUGAGGACUGCUACCAUGAAAAUGGGAAAAACUACCGCGGCAUGGUUCGCAAGACCCGCAAGGGCAUCACCUGCCAGAAAUGGAACGUCAACACGCCUCACAGGACCACGAUAAACCCGUGGAGCAGCCCCGAGGCUAACCUGACAGAAAACUACUGCCGCAACCCUGACGGGGACCAGCACGGACCCUGGUGUUACACCACGGACCCCAAAACCGAGUUCGACUACUGUGCCAUUAAGCAAUGCGCUGGAGAGAAAGUGCCUGUUGUUAAAGCGCCAGUGGAGGUGGAGUUCAGUGAGUGCGGGAAGAGAGACGACCGUCUCCCCAGGACCAGGUUGCGUAUUGUAAACGGCUUCCCCGGAAACUCUCCAUGGACCGUGAGCCUCAGAGACAGGAAAGGAAACCAUUUCUGUGGAGGAUCUCUGGUUGAUUCCAGAUGGGUGAUCAGUACCAAGCAGUGUUUCUCCUCCUGUUAUGUGGACCUCCCAGGGUACUCGGCGAUGUUGGGGACAAUAUUCCGUGAUCCUGAAGAGGGAGAGCCUGAUGUGCAGGUCAUUCCUCUCACCAAGAUCGUCUGCGGACCCUCAGAGUCUCAGCUGGUCAUGCUACAACUGGAAACUCCUGCCCAGUUUAAUGAGCGAGUGUCCCAGAUUUGCCUUCCUCCUGAGCGUUACAUUGUAACCGAGGAUACCAUUUGUGAGAUCGCCGGAUGGGGCGAGACUAAAGGUACCGGAGACGAGUCCGUCCUCAACGUGGCCCAGAUACCAGUCCUCAGCAAUAAGGAAUGCAACAAAUACUUCCGGGGGCGAGUUCGAGAGAACGAGAUGUGCACGAGCUCCUUCCAGGGUGGCGUCGGAGCCUGCGAGAGAGAUUACGGGGGACCCCUGGCUUGCCAGAACAGUGACUGCUGGGUACUGGAGGGAGUGAUCAUCCCCAUGAGACGCUGUGGACACCCGGGCCAACCCAACAUCUUCAUCCGCGUCUCACACUAUGUGGACUGGAUAAAGAAGGUCAUGAAGAUGACUUAGGGACGUGUGCUGCGAUUCAACAAUGACUGGUUGGCCCAUUAAAAAUAAUUUAACCCGCUUUCACAAACACACAA